Rotaria sp. Silwood2 is the source of this 252-nucleotide messenger RNA. The record is from the annotation of a GenBank genome assembly. Lineage: Eukaryota; Metazoa; Rotifera; Eurotatoria; Philodinida; Philodinidae.
AUGGGAAAAACUUCUCUUGUCUUCUUGAUGUUGCAUUUGGUGACGGUAUGUAUUGCAUUCUAUGUGUCGCCGAUCGUUCGACUUAAUGCAAAAUCUGCUAGUGCAUCUACUCCAAUGCGACAAGUGGCGCAAGUAUUAAACGUAUCAGCACCUGCUAAUUGGGCUGACUACAUGGGUCCAACAACAAUAGACGGCUCAGUUGGCCAAGCUCAAGUUGGAAUUUCUACACUUGCUACGGUAAUGGCAAGCUAG